Clonostachys byssicola is the source of this 1491-nucleotide messenger RNA. The record is from the annotation of a GenBank genome assembly. Lineage: Eukaryota; Fungi; Ascomycota; Sordariomycetes; Hypocreales; Bionectriaceae.
AUGGCUCGAUUAGCCCAGACUAAAUGCUGCAUCAUUUGCGGCCAUGAAGUCUUUCGGCCUAGACCGAGGGAUGAAGACAUUCCAGCCGCCUUGGCGUGGAGGCAAAGAUACCGCAUUGUUUACCAAGAUCAUCAGGGUUCCACGAGAUUAAGCGGUUUAGCUUCGCACUGUGAUUCUCGGGGGAAUUCUUGGUAUGCACCAUGGGAUCACGAAGAUACCCGCGCCUAUUCAGGAGUCGCCAACCUGCCGGAGCGUGAAUUACUCCGUGUGAUGGACUAUGAUUCUCCGUCUGGUGACCAUCUGCGGUAUGGAUUUCCUGCGCACGAUAAUUGCUGGACCCUGCUUCAGAAAGUUUACUCUCCAGCCUCUGUUCCCUACGACAUGCUCUUCAAUGUCUGUAAGUCGCUGGAGGGACCGCAGCCUGAUAGAAUUCUCGACUGGGGUCACGAUUAUGGGGGCGCAUUGCAGGUCACUUACGGUGACAGGACUGAAGGUCGCAGCGUGGACGACAGGCGCGAUGCUCCUCAAUUUUUCUACCAGGAUCCUUGUUCUUCUGAGGACAUCGAAGGCCUUCUUCGUCAGAAUUACGAACCACUGUUUUCAGGUGCUGAGAUCUCUCUAGAAACUAGCCCUUUGAAGGAUCCCUUGGCUUCAUUGCCGUCUGAUGUGCGCUUUAUAAUUGCAAAUCUGCUUCUAACAGCCGAUCUCCAUGCCUUGCGGCUCGCGUCGAGGGCAUUCUACUUCAUAUUUCACGAACAGUCCUAUUGGGCGCUGAGAUUCGCCCCCGGUGGAGAUCGAGAUUGGUUGCUUGAGGCGACAGGACUUGCGAAGUCUCAGAAAGUUGACUGGAGAUUACUCUACAGAACCACGAGUCAGUUGGAGCAGCUUCCACCAAGUCUUCGUAAUAGAUCGAGAAUUUGGAACCUCGCCAAGCUUAUCAAAGAUGCGACACCAUCUUCGCCGAUCGAAUCAAUUACAAGGCCCUCCAUAUUUGGCCCUGAUUGUGAGUUUGAUAUUUGGGCAGAAGUGACUUCCAGUCAACUUGAUACAGCACGAUCAUCGGAGGAUAGACCCAAAGUAAAGCUCCCAAGGCAAAAAUUCCAACUCCCUGGUCCAUUGGAAGAGAUCAAGGUGUACUUUAUCCGACUUGGUCCAGCUGAAUUCAUCUCCGGUAUCACCUUUUCUAUGACUUCUAACAGGAGUAGGCACAUAGGGUACAAAUCUGGAUCAAUGCGUAGGCUCAAGUUGCGCGAGGAUCCGAUUGGCUUCAAUCUUCAGCUCGAAUAUGUGGGCAUCCUUUCCAUUCAGGCGGUGUACUCCAAUGGAGAUAUAUCAGAAUGGCUCGGAGAUAGUUCUUGUAUGCCAACAACGAGGAGGCUUGUACUCCAUGACAAGAUCACUGCGGUUGAAGGCGUGUUUGAUGUCUGUACGAGCCUUCUAACAAUUUGUCGAACAAAGCUUACCAAUGACUUUCUUAGGGAUGCAAACUGA